GCCGCGCGAAGCUCUUCCCGAACCUUUACGACGACUGCGUCCUCACCACGACCCGAUUGAUACCCCCCAUAGCGCGUUUCGCGACAACACAUAUUUCAAGAUGCGUCCUACUCAGACCAUGCUCGGUGGCGGCGGCGGUGCCCCCAUCGGCAAGCACAACCACUACCUUGGUGGCUGGGGUAACUUUGGUGGCAUGAAGCAGAGGGGCAUCAUCUCCUACGGUAUCAGCCCUAACCGCCAGAACCCCCUCGCCGGCACUGCCCACGACGCCGUUUUCAACACCUUCAGACGUGUCAGCUCCCAGUUCCUCUACUGGGCCCCCUCCCUUGUUGCCGGCUACUACAUCAUGAACUGGGCUAUCGAGCGGAACCACUACCUCAACUCGAAGGCCGGUCGUGCUGAGUUCGCUGGCCAGGAGGAGUAAGCGAUGGACUUUACGAUACUUGGGCACGGAACCAGAGUGCAGUUCCCGAGAGAGAGAACUAGUACUCAAUAGACUAACCUGUAUAUCACCAUCUUUAUUCCCACGCGGUUCGAAUUGGAGUUGGCAUAGACAAGACAUGGACCUCUCUUAUGGGUAUCGGCAUGUGCUGGUUUUGGAUCUCAUACGACACCUGAAACACCACCACCAAGUCGUUUCUUGUUUACAUUCGGCUCGACAGAUCGCAUGUGAUUUCCAGCCUUGUCACGAUCCUAAUCUAUCCACGCAUCAUCCGGACAUUCCCUUGGUU
Molecule: messenger RNA, 731 nt
Organism: Neurospora crassa OR74A
Lineage: Eukaryota; Fungi; Ascomycota; Sordariomycetes; Sordariales; Sordariaceae
Gene: qcr8
Product: ubiquinol-cytochrome-c reductase chain VIII
Exons: 4
Coding region: 101-424 (107 amino acids)
Biological process (GO): mitochondrial electron transport, ubiquinol to cytochrome c
Source: RefSeq, a predicted model, not a curated record